AUGGCCAAGUCGGGCGCCACCCUGUCCGAGAGGAUUGCCGCCCUCCAGAGAAAGACGUCAAACCCAGUCCCGUCUCGUUCGGGCGGACUGUCGCCAGGAUCCUCGCACGGCUCCUCGUCUGGUCGCCUCAGCCCUGGAGACAGCCCCUCUCGCAUGGGCAGCAACGGCUCGUCGAAUGCCGUCCGCGACAGGAUCGCAAAGUUCCAGGGCAACGACGAGCGGCCACUAGUCCCGCGUAGCUCCUUUGGCGUCGGAGCGCCCAAUCCAGAGCUCCUCGGAGGGGCGCGGAGAGGCUACCCCGGCUCAGCCUCCAAAGGAUCCGGUGCUUGGGGCGAGGGAGUCCUGCGGCCCCAGAUGACGGGCGGCGUGUGGCUCGGCGGAGGGUCGGGAGGCGGCUGGGGCGACCCGGCCACUGCGCCCAUGAGGCCUCAGCUCACCGGCGGUGCCUUCCUCAACAGCGGAGGACGGAUUCCAAGCUUUGGCUCCAGCUCCGGCAGGAUGCAGAGGGGAGCGUCGUCCGAUGCCAUGCCAGGCUCCGGCCGCGAUGCCUUUGCAGAUCUCGAUCCGGACAUCGUCUUGACGGGAAGGAACAGGCCAGAGUCGGAAGAAGCGAAGCCCCUCGAGUCGGGCCUGCCAUCGCACCAGCCCGUUUCGCCCACGGCAGAAGGCAAAGACGGACUCCCCCAGUUGCCAGAUCCCCCCGCAACCGAUAUCGACCCCGCAAGGGCCAGGCAAGCUCGAGAGGGCCUCCCCGCCACCGAUGGAUCCUUCCCGACCAUUCCCGAGUUCCCGACGACGCCCUCGGCGGUGCCCGAAACGCCCAGGAAGUCGAGCAACGGCCAGCUCGGUGUGGCACAUGGGACGCCGGACACGUCGAUCGAAAUCGGCGUGCAUGGCCGGUCGCCCGAAGAUGUUGAAAAGCUGCGGCGAAAGGCAAAGGAUCUCGAGCUCGAGGAGAAGCCGCUCUCGGCCGACCCCGAGGAGCCCUGGGUGCUGCAGCCGAGCAGCCUCGGACCUGGCGGCGAGGUUCCGAAGCCCCUCGACCCCAGCGAGGUUGCGGCCGCCUCUUCGUCUACGCCUGGCGGCACGUCCGACACCGAACCGUGGGUUCAAGGCUACGGCAAGCCGGACGCCGAAGCCGACGCAUUGGCAGCCUCUUCGGGUCCAGUCAUUCCCGCCGAUCCCAGGGCGCCCGGAGACCUUCCGCAGAGGGCGCAGGUUGAGCGGACGUCUUCCGGCAAGGUGGACCCCGCAGACCCCAACGCCCACAAGGUGAUGGGCGCAGGGCUGCUCGUGCCGCACGACGAGGUGGCCGAGGCCAAGGCAGAGCAGUCGGGAGCGAGGGCUUCGCAGGACAACGGUCUGGCCGGCAUCGGAGCUUCGAUGAUCAGCGGCAGCGGCAGCGGCAGCGCAGCGAGCAACGAAAACGGGGCAUCCUUGGCGUCUGGCCCUGAGCGCCUGCCGAAUCCGCCAUCGGCCGACUCGAAGUCGACCGGCAACGGCAACGGCAUCGGCAACGGCGCUGCGUCAACGUCUGUAGCGGCGGCGGACAGUAGCGCCUCGAAUCUGGCUUCGCCGGCGUUUGGCAGCCCGACCAACGAGCGGCCGUCGACUCCAGGCACGCCGCAGAAUGGCAGCAUCACCGCCACCAACUCCGCCGCUGCGACACCCACCCAAUCCUCGUUCACGGCCUCUCCGACGACGAGUCGGCUCCUCUCGCCCGCAGAGAGGGCAAGGCAGGCGGUGGCGGAAGCGAGGUCCAAGGGUAGCGCCAGCGGCGGCAAUGGCACGGCCAGCAGCAGCAGCAGCAGCGGCAAGGGCUCGUCGCAGAGGCUGCGCAGGCCACCUCCCGGUACCGUCCUCUCGGCGGCCGACCUCGACGCCAGCGACGACGACUACGAGCCGGGCUGGGCCAGCGUCAUUUCGUCGAGCCGCUCCUGA
Messenger RNA from Pseudozyma flocculosa PF-1, 1941 nucleotides. RefSeq lists its product as uncharacterized. The record is from RefSeq and is a predicted model, not a curated record. The transcript is spliced from 3 exons. Bases 1 to 1941 code for a protein of 646 amino acids. NCBI's taxonomy places the organism in Eukaryota, Fungi, Basidiomycota, Ustilaginomycetes, Ustilaginales, Ustilaginaceae.